UUGGGCUGAGAAAAGUAAAAAAAGGUAAAUUUCAGUUCUGUACACAAAAACAUGCGGUUUCAUAAAAUUUAUCGCUGAUCCCAGAAAAGCCGGUGCAGGUUUUUGGCCAACACGAGCAACGGAGCAUCAUGAGUAACAGCGGUAAAAUGGAUCCUGGGUUCUGUCCCAACUGUGGUUCAAUAUUGCCACUCCUUCGAAUGGCUCGUGAUGUUAGCUGCUUUAGCUGCCAAAGCGAUUUCGAUGCUUCAGCAUUCGGGACCAUGGAAGUGGAGUACACGAUUCAUUUCAAUUCCUACGAGAAUAAGAAAUCCGAUCAAGCCGAACAGACGGCCGGCGAGGGAGCCGCUGAUGGUCCAAUCGUUAACCGGCAGUGUCCCAAGUGCGGCAACGAUCAGAUGUCCUACGCAACGUUACAGCUCCGUUCAGCAGAUGAAGGGCAAACUGUGUUUUUCACCUGCACCAAAUGCAAGUUUAAAAUGUCGGAGAACUCUUAAUAAAACAAAUAACUCGUUAACAGGA
Anopheles aquasalis is the source of this 519-nucleotide messenger RNA. RefSeq names its product RNA polymerase I subunit RpI12 (gene Polr1H). Gene Ontology annotation, molecular function: zinc ion binding; nucleic acid binding. Gene Ontology annotation, cellular component: RNA polymerase I complex. The record is from RefSeq and is a predicted model, not a curated record. Lineage: Eukaryota; Metazoa; Arthropoda; Insecta; Diptera; Culicidae. Gene Ontology annotation, biological process: termination of RNA polymerase I transcription; DNA-templated transcription.